CAGCUGUCAUAAUGCAAGGCUGUGAAUAUUACCCAGUUGGCCACGUGGCAUGCCUCCACUUCCAUGCAUGCUGACACAUGGUGUUUCCUGGGCAAGACACAGGAGUCGAGCCGUUUUUACAAAAACUAUCUACGUGUCCAUCCAUGGAGGUUCAUGAAACAAGGCCCCAAGCUCAUGCAAAUGCUGAGGAGGAGAAAGCAGGAGGGAAGAAGCAGAAGGCAGAGAACGAGACACAUGAAGCUGAGCAAGCCCAGAAGAAGGCCAAGCCCGAAAAGGAGGACAAGGACAAUGGACAGCAAAAUGGGAAAUCUGCAGCUGAGAUUGCUAAAGAGUUUGAGCAGUUCUGUAAAGCUACCAGUCAGCACCUGUCCAUCAAGCAGAUGAGGGAAAUCUUGGAAGCUAAUGGGCAGGACCAUUCUGGGUCUGAUGAUGCUGUUGUCCCCAGAUGCCAAGACAUGAUGUUUUAUGGGGCACUGGAGAAAUGCCCAUCCUGUGAUAACACUUUGGAGUGCACUGGCGACAACUAUGUCUGCACUGGAGCCUUUAGUGAAUGGUCUUCAUGCACCUACAGCACAAGGGACCCUGUGAGGAGGGAAGAACCAGUCAAAUUACCCGACUCGGUCAGGGAGUCCUCUGCUUUUGAGUUGAUAAAGAACCAUCAGGAACAGGGUAACUUCCCUCGCAGGAAUUUAAAUCCUACGGGCAAACCUUUCACUGGAAUGCUGAUUUGUCUCUCGGGUCGUCUUUCUAGAACACAUCAUUACUGGAGAACAAAGAUUGAAGAACAUGGAGGGAAGUUUGCCAACUCUGUCCUUGGUGCGACUUGUCUGGUUGUCUCGCCUGCUGAGCGAGAGCGGGGUGGCUCUUCCAAAGUUGUGGAAGCAAUGGAGAGGGGCAUACCGGUGGUAAGGGAAGCUUGGUUGAGUGACAGCAUUGAGAAACAAGAAGCUCAGCCUCUGGAAGCUUAUGAUGUUGUCAGUGACCUGUCUGUUGAGGGCAAAGGAAUUCCAUGGGAUAAACAGGAUCCCAGUGAAGAGGCACUGGAGUCUAUUUCAGCAGAAAUCAAGCUAUAUGGGAAGAGAGGCGUAUACAAGGAUUCCAAGUUGCAGGAGCAAGGAGGAAAGAUCUUUGAGAAAGAUGGGAUACUGUACAACUGUGCCUUUUCCAUUUGCGACCAAGGCAGAGGAGUGAAUGACUACUGUAUUCUGCAACUGAUCAUCGUUCCGGAGAACCAAUUGCAUCUGUACUACAAGAAAGGGAGAGUUGGUGAUGACCCCAGAGCAGAGGAAAGGGUGGAAGAAUGGCAGAAUGUGGAUGCUGCUGUGAAGGAGUUCGUUAGACUUUUUGAGGAACUAACUGGUAAUGAGUUUGAACCAUGGGAGAGAGAGAGAAAGUUUCAGAAGAAGCUAUUAAAGUUAUACCCAAUUGACAUGGAUGAUGGUGUUGAUGUGAGGUAUGGAGGGCUUGGCCUUCGGCAGCAAGGGGUAGCAGUCGCACACUGUAAACUUGAGCCAUUGGUUGCAAAUUUCAUGAAGGUUUUGUGCAGUCAGGAGAUCUAUAGAUAUGCUAUGAUGGAGAUGGGCCUAGAUUCCCCUGACCUGCCAAUGGGGAUGCUCUCUAAUAUCCACUUGAAAAGAUGUGAGGAGGUUCUCCUAAACUUCAUAGAAACUGUGAAAUCAAUAAAAGAGAUGGAGAUAAAGGCCAAGGCUACUUGGUCAGAUUUCAGCCAGAGAUGGUUUACUCUCUUGCACUCAACUAGACCUUUCAUCUUUAGAGAUCAUCGAGAGAUUGCAGAUCAUGCUGCAGCUGCACUGGAGACUGUUCGAGACAUAACAGUAGCUUCACACCUUGUUGGAGAUUUGACUGGCUCUACUCUUGAUGACCCAUUGUUUGAUCGGUAUAAGAAACUAGGUUGCUCAAUAUCCCCACUGGAGAAAGACACUGAUGACUAUAGGAUGAUCCUCAAAUACCUGGAGAAAACUUAUGAACCUGUCAAAGUUGGUGAAAUUAGCUAUGGAGUGUCAGUUGACAACAUAUUUGCUGUUGAACCGAGCGCAUGCCCUUCCCAUGAUGAAAUGAAGAAGUUGCCAAGCAAAGUCCUGUUAUGGUGUGGCACCCGAAGCUCAAAUUUGAUGAGGCACUUGAAUAAAGGGUUCUUGCCAGCGAUAUGUUCUCUCCCAGUCCCAGGUUAUAUGUUUGGCAGGGCAAUUGUUUGUUCUGAUGCUGCAGCUGAAGCUGCUAGAUAUGGGUUUACAGCUGUGGACAGGCCAGAAGGUUUCUUGGUUUUGGCUGUUGUUUCUCUGGGAGACCAAGUCACUGAGUAUAAGAAUCCACCUGAGGAGACAAAGUCAUUGGAAGAGAAGCAGCUAGGGGUGAAAGGUUUGGGGAGGAAAAAACCAGAUGAAAAUGAACACACUGUUUGGGAAGAUGACGUCAAAGUACCUUGUGGACACCUGAUCCCUUCAGAGUAUAAAGACAGCCCUCUUGAAUAUAAUGAGUACUGUGUCUAUGAUCCAAAGCAGGUGAGCAUAAGGUUCCUGGUGGGAGUGAAGUAUGAAGAGAGAGAUGUUGAGAUGGACACAGCAGAAUGAAGAAGUUACAUGGAUGUGGUAAGGAAAUGAAGCAGCACUAGAGCAUAAAAGGGUUCUGUAUGGAUCUUUCCGUCUCCCAUCUUUGUGGAUGGCGAAUUGGUGACCCCCUUUCAGUUUCCUUUGGAGGGGUUAACUUGUUAUUUUGGUUUCGAUCAUCAAAACCCCUCUGCCUUUCACUUUAUAUCCUGAGCCCAGUAAAUUGACUUGUUUUGUUGUUUAUAAUCAUCAACAUUCCUCUGGCUUCAGCUUUUACACAA
Messenger RNA from Vitis riparia (riverbank grape), 2848 nucleotides. Its product is annotated as protein ADP-ribosyltransferase PARP3-like. Lineage: Eukaryota; Viridiplantae; Streptophyta; Magnoliopsida; Vitales; Vitaceae. The transcript has 18 exons. Gene Ontology annotation, molecular function: NAD+ poly-ADP-ribosyltransferase activity; zinc ion binding. Bases 78 to 2591 code for a protein of 837 amino acids. The record is from RefSeq and is a predicted model, not a curated record.